Molecule: messenger RNA, 2780 nt
Organism: Lethenteron reissneri (Far Eastern brook lamprey)
Lineage: Eukaryota; Metazoa; Chordata; Hyperoartia; Petromyzontiformes; Petromyzontidae
Product: melanotransferrin-like
Biological process (GO): iron ion transport
Cellular component (GO): early endosome; extracellular region; plasma membrane
Source: RefSeq, a predicted model, not a curated record
CCCCCACCCUCACCCCCCUCCUCACCAGCCAUCGGUGAGCACAGGGACGCCUUUAAAAACGGAGUGACCUGGCUGCAGGCUCCUGUUCACCCCUCCGCGGCGCAUUCCGACGUGCUCCACUUCUCUUCCUCGCUCCUACACCCCGUGUCUCUCCAUCUCUCACGCACUCUCUCCCCGUGUCUCUCUCCACCUCUCACGCUCCCACACCCCGUGCCUCUUCCUCGCUCCCACACCCCGUGUCUCUCCAUCUCUCACGCACUCUCUCCCCGUGUCUCUCUCCACCUCUCACGCUCCCACACCCCGUGCCUCUUCCUCGCUCCCACACCCCGUGUCUCGCCAUCUCUCACGCACUCUCUCCCCGUGUCUCUCUCCACCUCGCACGCUCCCACACCCUGUCUCUCUCCACCUCUCCCCGUCUCUCUCCCCGCGUCUCUCCAUCUCUCCCAAAUUCUUCCCUAAAACCCCUCUCACUCCCCCUGUCUCUCUCGUGUUUCAUUGCGUGUUUUGUUUGCUUCGUCCCGCAAGUUGACUUUUCAAGUGCAGGGCGUUUGGAGAUGGCCUCGGCCACGAUGAGCCUGGCGUCUGCUGUGCCGCUUCUUCUCUGCGCGCUGGCGCUGCUGAGCGUGCUGCAGGGGACUGCAGGCGUCCACGCGUCUCUCCGCUGGUGCACCAUAUCGACGGGCGAGGAGAACAAGUGCAGCGCCAUGAAGAUUGCGCUGACCGGGGCGGGCAUCUCGCCGCCGCUGCAGUGCGUGAGCGCAGGCGACCGCAAGGAGUGCGUGCAGAAGAUCGAGGACGGCCACGCCGACGCGGUAAGCCUGGACUCUGGGGAGGUGUUCACCGCGGGGAAAUACCACGGCCUGCAGGUGGCGGCUGCCGAGGCCUAUACAGCGAGCACCGUCGACCCCACCUACUACGCCGUGGCCGUGGUGCGCAAGGCGGCGCCGGCGAGCGUCACGUUCCCCACGCUGCGGGGGACGCGCUCGUGCCACACGGGGCUCGGCCGCACCGCCGGGUGGCUCAUCCCCGUGGGGAGGCUGCGGGAGAGCGGCGAGAUCAAGGGGGACGGCUGCGACAUCCCCAAGGAGGUGGCAAGUUUCUUCAACGCGAGCUGCGUGCCGGGCGCGGGCAACCUUCCGCCCAGCCUGUGCCACCUGUGCAUCGGGAACGAGGCGGGGGGAGAGAAGUGCGCAGCCUCCAACCACGAGCGAUUCUUCGGCUACACUGGAGCCUUCCGCUGUCUGGCGUCAGGAUCGGGGGAUGUGGCCUUUGUGAAGCACACGACUGUCACAGACAACACAGACGGUCACAACCCCGACGAGUGGGCACGCGGCCUUCUCUCCACCGACUUUGAGCUGCUCUGUCCGAGUGGAACUCGUCUCCCGGUCACGGGUUUCAAGUCCUGCAACCUGGCCAGUGUCCCCCCGCACGCCGUGGUGACGCGCUCCAGCUCCGAUCCCCGCUGGAUCUUCGACAUCCUCGACGCCGCGCAGAAGGAAUUUGGCAGCGACAAUGGGACGCAGUUCAAGAUGUUCGACUCGAGCGGUUUCCAGGGGACCGAUCUGCUCUUCAAGGACUCCACCGUCAGCCUCUUCUACCCAGAAGGCCGCCUGGGCUACAAGGAGUGGCUGGGCGGCGGCUUGCUGGACUCCAUGGAGGGCAUGGACUGCAAUGGCGCCAAGCCCGCAGUGGUGAGCUCCGUGGCCCUGGUGGCGGUUGCGACCGCACUCUGGGCCAUUCUCCUCGCCUGAGCCGCACGGCCCUAAGGGGCCACGGGCGGCACCAGGGCUCCCGCCGGCCCUGAAGCACCGCGGAGCUGCUGACGCUGCAGCCCGCAGCGGUGCCACGUGGGGCUCAGGGGGUGAGCUGCUGCUGCUGCUGCUGCACGACGGGGCGUGGGGGACUAAUCUGGCUGCACUGCGCGUCCUCGAGCUAGCGCGGGGGUCCAUCACACCGUGUGGUGUAUCGAUAACGGGAGGUUUUACUGUGGGGGCGGACCCAUACAAAUAUGAAAGUAAUUGGAACAAGUUGAAAGUUCCUUCCCCGACAACUCAAAUAUUGAAGAGCGUGCAAAGCAAUGCUGACUUGUUGGUGGCUGCGUCUCCAUUCUGCCACCCAGUAUACUUGGAACGUUGGCCCGACGUUGGGCCAAUGGAUCCAACCACGUGCCAGCCAAUAUUGGCCCAAUGGCGAAUGUUUACUGGGUGGCCACAGACCAAACCCGGGCAUAUGUCGCAGUCAGCACUCGGUCUUAUUACCAUCAUCAGCAUUUUGUUGCAGUUGCUUGUAAUACAGUUUCACACAAUACCGGUACCAGGCCACAGUACAAAUACAUUCCUGCCACCCAAACACAGACAACUAUUCAUGGACCGUACCAGGUAACACCUGGACAGGUGGCAACGGGCAUCUCCACGCGCAGUCCCAGUUGAGGACUGACUGCACACUGUGCAGUGCCUUGUGUGCAGCACUGUAUUGUGUCCCACAAUUGUCUCUUUGUCAUUUCCAGUGGUCUUACUGGCAUUCUUUUCAACUUUUAUAUUGCUUUUUUAAUUUUAUAUCAAAUUUAAAAAAGCACACGUAAAAGCAAUUCAAGCUGUACAUGGGGUUUUGUUUAGAUGAUGGAUAUAUCACGGGGCACCACACCCCCGAAUUGGCCCAGUUUUUUGAGGAUGCGCUGUAACUGAAUGUUAUUCAUUUUACUGUUCCUAUAAACAUUGUAGCCGUAAUUAUGUUAGCUUUGAUCUGCACAAAAUCUACGAAUAAAUGUUAUCUGACGUCAA